Messenger RNA from Hippoglossus stenolepis (Pacific halibut), 2998 nucleotides. Its product is annotated as zinc finger and SCAN domain-containing protein 12. The record is from RefSeq and is a predicted model, not a curated record. NCBI's taxonomy places the organism in Eukaryota, Metazoa, Chordata, Actinopteri, Pleuronectiformes, Pleuronectidae. Bases 190 to 2223 code for a protein of 677 amino acids. The transcript has 5 exons.
CGCGCUAACCUCGCCGUAAAGCCCCGCCCCCUCCUCGUCACUACCAGUAAUGGCUGCCCUGUAGUUCCCCUCCGUGGAUCCCGGUUAGACACUCAGUCCGAUCACCACCUUCCAGUCCCCCGCAAACCUCAGACAUAACCAGGUGCGACCUCUUCGAUCAGCGGGGUCGGGUCGGGACCUGUCGCCGGGAUGUGCUCCGUCUUCCUCUGCGCUUCGUCGCGUCGCGGUGCGCAGCGGUUCAAGUUACCGAAGGACCCGGAGAAGAGGCUGGAGUGGGUCCAGUUUGUGUUCGAGGCGAACUGCCAGCGGCUCAAAGAGUCGUCCUGGACCGACAUCACCAUCUGCAGGGAACACUUCACUGAGGACUGCUUCGGGAAAACUAAGACUGGCGCGGUUCAGAUGAGGAGCAGCGCUGUGCCGUCACUGUGCAUCAAGUCAGAGCCGGAGGAGGAGCAGCAGGAGCAGGUGAAGUCUGAGGAGCCUGUGCCAAUCUUAGAGUUUGAUUCCCAGUAUGAACAACAACAAUCUGACAGUUCGGAAGAAUCAAUAUCACCAGACAAUACCACUACUCUUGAUGUGCCAGUUAGCCCAGUGCCAAGUCAAACUCCUGAAGAAGAUUAUGUUCAGAUGCUGCGAAAGGUUCAGAAUGUUGAUAUAAUCAGGGAAAAAGCUGCACUUCUCCAGAAGAAGGGGAGGUAUGUUGUGAAUGAAAACCAGCUCCUCCAGUUGUUUGGCAGUAGGUGCCCUUUAUGUGAUUCUAACGUUAAGAUGGAGAAGAUUAUCCAUGGCGGACUCAUCAUCGUGAAACGGCAGUGCCUCCAGUGUAAAUACAGACACCAGUGGAAAAGCCUGAUCGGGGUCAAUGUCCAAGGAGCUGAAGGUCAACACCUGUCAUAUGAGUCAAAACUAAUUUCAGAGUCGGAGGAGAGCGACCGUACGAACGAAACGGAAGAUUCCAGUGAUCCGGGUCCCGUGGAUUCAGAUGAGGACUGGAAGCCGGCAGAGCAGCAUUCACUGACUGCUGAGCUUCAUAAUGGAUCGGAUGAGACUGAAGAUGACGAUGGGGAAGAAGUGGACAAUUAUUAUGUAUUCGCGCCCAACCACAGCGAGCUCUGCACAGAGUGUGGAAAGUUUUUCAGUAAGCGUUGGCCUCACACGUGUGAGCACAAAGUGAAGCCCUAUUCCUGCAACAUUUGUGGCAAGCGAUGUGUCAGUGAGGUUGCUCUAAACCGACAUAGCAGAGUCCACAAUGAAAACUAUGAGCAUCGGUGCAAAUACUGCCACAGAACGUUCAAAACAAAGGUGGACAAAAUCACUCACCAGCAGAUUCACGUAACUGAAGGAAAGCCCUAUAAAUGCCCUGACUGUCCGGAGACCUUUGCCUCAAACAAGGAUCGCGAAAUCCACCUGGAGGAUCACAGAGGCCCCAAGCAGUUAACAUGUCCCUUUUGUGGGAUUGAAUUUAACCGUACCCUGUCUAUUCAGAGACACUUAAUGGUGCACACGGGCCAAAAGCCGUUCAAGUGUUCUGUGUGCCAACGCGGCUUCAACCAGGCAAGUCACCUCAAAUCUCACAUGCGCCUGCACACGGGGGAGAGGCCUUUCAAGUGUCCGCAAUGCGACAAGUGCUUCAAUCACAAUGUGAGCUUAAAGAGUCACAUCCAGCGUUAUCACACUUCCAAUCCUGCGCACGAACGUAAGAGGGGCAGAAAAAGCAAAACUGUCAGCACCGACGAAACUGAUUCUCAGGAGAAAUGUGACGAGAGAGGUGCAGAGCCAGUGCCGGGGCCAGGGGAAGAGCAUGAUGAUGAAGAAGAGCCAAUAAAGAAAAAAAGAAAAUUGAAGCCAAAAAGCAAAAGGAGCACAGGUAGACCCAUAGGAAGGCCUAAGAGAAAUGCAGAAGGCCACCUGGAAGAGGAAAAUCAAGAGCUGGAUUCAAACACAGAGACCGGAACAUCAAAGGCACGGAAGUCAAAGACAACAGGGGGCAGUGAUGAAGAGAGUGAGGACGAGCCGCCCGAAAGCAACAUGUCUUAUGACUCGCAUGACGAGGAGGAUUUUAGGAGUGAGAAAGUAACAUCAAGCCCAAGCAGAUCAAGAGGAAGCCCCAGAAUGUCUGACCCUGACCCUGACACGGACUUUGACCCAGAAGACUCAAAGGAAGAGAAAGAGGAACAGCAGAUAGAGCAGUGGAAUCAACUAUAUAAAGACGUUAAACAUUAAACUGCACUAAACUAAUUCACCUUUUGUUUAAGCAACACUGUGCAACUUUUUUUUAACCUUAAAACAACAGCUUUUAAAUUACUUUGAUGGUUCACUGAAUUGGAAUAGGGAGAAUGGUGCCGCUUUCUUUCCCACUCCUCUCCCUGAACGCCCUUUUCAUGCAACUUUGAUGAAUGGGUACUAUCUACUGUGAGAAGUGUAUAACUGACUGAUAGUCAUAGUUUAAAUUGUCAGAAUCAAGCCCAGCAAGUUUAAGAGUAAUGCUGAACUUUAGAUCAGUUAAAAAGACGUAGACAUCAUAAAAAACUUGUGUUUACCUCCAAUUUUCAGCAAAGAACCUUCAAAUAUCACUACAUUUGAACAGAGUUUGGUUUAUUUGUUACUGCUGCAGCUCUUCUGGUUCAGGAAGCUGGGGAUCAUGGGUGAUAUCCACAGUGCAGCGAGUGGGACUACACAUUCAGUGCUCAGGUCAACAGAGUGAUUGUCUUUGGUUUUUUCUCUGAGCCCAACACAAGUAAUCACCAUGUGUGGCUGCAGAGGUCGCUGUUGCUGAUUAAAAGUAACCAAGUGUUUUAGGAGAAAUAUAACUUUGAGUAUAAAACAGAACUGGACUGUUUUCCAUCAAAUCUAUGAUCUAACAAUAAGGUAUGAUGACAAACUAAACUCGUAUUCCUCGAUUCAAACUUUGUUGUUUUUCUCUUGUCACUUUCCAGAUACUUUGAAUCCUGUUAACUGAUCUGACUGAAUACAAGUAGAUUAAACUGAACUGAUGUGA